AUGAGCCCAAGAAACGUCGAGUUUCGCACUCUUGAUGGAUUGGCACUGCGAGGUUUAUUUUACACGACAGGGAAACCGCAGCAGCCCUGUAUUAUUAUGACCCACGGCUUUGCUGGCCGCAAAGAGCAGUUCUUGCCGGACUUUGCGGAGCGGUUCCUUGACGCCGGCUACGCGGUUCUUUUGUACGAUAAUCGGAACUGGGGUGAGAGUGAAGGCACGCCUCGCAAUGAGGUGGACCCGUUCUACCAGGCGCGGGACUACUUCCAGGCCUUCAAUUACGCAGCAUCACUCUCCGAGGUUGAUCAGACGAAGAUCGUAUACUGGGGGACUAGCAUGUCAGGAGGCACUGCUCUUUAUGCGGCCUCUAUCGACAAACGCAUCCGAGGUGUUAUAGUACAGGUUCCUUUCGUGACAGACGAAUAUCUUCAGGCACGGCAAAGGCAGAUUCUUCCGUUGCUUUCCUCGACUCAGCCACACACCGAAGGAGGAAGCGCUCCGGCAAUGCUAAAUACCACCGCGGAGAGCGUAGAAGAGGCAACGAGUGGUCUCUCCCGCGCUGCACUUCCGCAUCCGGACGUCUUUGUUUUCCUGGACGAGAUAAAGCGGCGAGGAAUCGUCCCUCUCGAAAAGCAGGUCACCCUCCAGUCGCUUCUGAAUCUCAGCAAUUUUGAUCCGAAGUCGUUCCUCCAUCGCAUAGCUCCUACCCCUCUGCUCAUGGUUGCUGUCGACAACGAUGUUACGGUCCCGACUCUAUCGCAACUGCAGGCCUUUCAGAUAGCCCUUGAGCCAAAGAGUCUUGCUAUCAUCCGUGGUGCAGGGCAUUUUGAGGUCUAUAUCGGCGAGAAGUUCGAGGAAAACGUUGCCAUCCAGCUCAAGUUCCUUGACAGCCUCUUUUCAGAGAAAUAG
This is a messenger RNA of Penicillium subrubescens, 906 nucleotides long. RefSeq names its product alpha/beta hydrolase. Lineage: Eukaryota; Fungi; Ascomycota; Eurotiomycetes; Eurotiales; Aspergillaceae. The transcript has 2 exons. The record is from RefSeq and is a predicted model, not a curated record. Bases 1 to 906 code for a protein of 301 amino acids.